AUGGACUCGGACGAGGGCUACAACUACGAGUUCGACGAGGACGAAGAGUGCAGCGAGGAGGACAGCGGCGCCGAGGAGGAGGAAGACGAGGACGAGGAUGAGCCGGACGAUGAUAACCUGGAUCUGGGCGAGGUGGAGCUGGUGGAGCCCGGGCUGGGCGUCGGCGGGGAGCGGGACGGACUGCUGUGCGGGGAGACGGGCGGCGGCGGCGGCAGCGCUCUGGGGCCCGGCGGCGGCGGUGGCGGCGGUGGCGGCGGCGGCGGGCCAGGGCACGAGCAGGAGGAGGAUUACCGCUACGAGGUGCUCACGGCCGAGCAGAUUCUGCAACACAUGGUGGAAUGUAUCCGGGAGGUCAACGAGGUCAUCCAGAAUCCAGCAACUAUCACAAGAAUACUCCUUAGCCACUUCAAUUGGGAUAAAGAGAAGCUAAUGGAAAGGUACUUUGAUGGAAACCUGGAGAAGCUCUUUGCUGAGUGUCAUGUAAUUAAUCCAAGUAAAAAGUCUCGAACACGCCAGAUGAAUACAAGGUCAUCAGCACAGGAUAUGCCUUGUCAGAUCUGCUACUUGAACUACCCUAACUCGUAUUUCACUGGCCUUGAAUGUGGACAUAAGUUUUGUAUGCAGUGCUGGAGCGAAUAUUUAACUACCAAAAUAAUGGAGGAAGGCAUGGGACAGACUAUUUCGUGCCCUGCUCAUGGUUGUGAUAUCUUAGUGGAUGACAACACAGUUAUGCGCCUGAUCACAGAUUCGAAAGUUAAAUUAAAGUAUCAACAUUUAAUAACAAAUAGCUUUGUAGAGUGCAAUCGACUGUUGAAGUGGUGUCCUGCCCCAGAUUGCCACCAUGUUGUUAAAGUCCAAUAUCCUGAUGCUAAACCUGUUCGCUGCAAAUGUGGGCGCCAGUUUUGCUUUAACUGUGGAGAAAAUUGGCACGAUCCUGUUAAAUGUAAGUGGUUAAAGAAAUGGAUUAAAAAGUGUGAUGAUGACAGUGAGACCUCUAACUGGAUUGCAGCCAACACAAAGGAAUGUCCCAAAUGCCAUGUCACAAUUGAAAAGGAUGGCGGUUGUAAUCACAUGGUGUGUCGUAACCAGAACUGUAAAGCAGAGUUUUGCUGGGUGUGUCUUGGCCCUUGGGAACCACAUGGAUCUGCCUGGUACAACUGUAACCGCUAUAAUGAAGAUGAUGCAAAGGCAGCAAGAGACGCACAGGAGCGAUCUAGGGCAGCCCUGCAGAGGUACCUGUUCUACUGUAAUCGCUAUAUGAACCACAUGCAGAGUCUACGCUUUGAGCACAAACUAUAUGCUCAGGUGAAGCAGAAAAUGGAGGAGAUGCAACAGCACAACAUGUCCUGGAUUGAGGUGCAGUUCCUGAAGAAGGCAGUUGAUGUCCUCUGCCAGUGUCGUGCCACACUCAUGUACACUUAUGUCUUCGCUUUCUACCUCAAAAAGAAUAACCAGUCCAUUAUCUUUGAGAAUAACCAAGCAGAUCUAGAGAAUGCCACAGAGGUGCUUUCGGGCUACCUCGAAAGAGAUAUUUCCCAAGAUUCUCUGCAGGAUAUAAAGCAGAAAGUACAAGAUAAGUACAGAUACUGUGAGAGUCGACGAAGGGUUUUGUUACAGCAUGUGCAUGAAGGCUAUGAAAAAGAUCUGUGGGAGUACAUUGAGGACUGAGAAUGGCCCUGCAUAAAAUGAACUCUGAAAACUUUACCAUCUAGAGUGCUCAUGCAAUUAAAACAAAACAAAACAAACACAAACAAGGAGGCACUAAGCCUGUUCUGACGCCUCUGGUCUAUAGUACCAGAAUUCUGUUUUGUUAACGGAAAGUUUAAGUAAAUUAUAUUGUAAUAAAAAAAGGUAGAUAAACCAUUGUACAACAGUAUUCUAGGCCGCCAACAAAAGUGUGACAGACACACUAAAAAGCCCUCCAACUUUAACUUGUAACGUAGCUUCAUUCUCAAAGCUGACUCCUUUUUUUUUCUUUUUCUUUUUCCUGAGUAUAGUACAGUUAAAGUUUAAAACAGCUCCUUGACACUGCUUUUCAUGUCCAAACCAGCCAUUUUGUUGUACUUUGGUAAAGGACCUCUUCCCCUUCCGCCCUUACACAUACAAAUACACCCACACACACAGACUGACUCUCUCUCUCUCAUACCCCAAGGUCAUGAGUGAAUUAGUGAAUUAGUUCCUUGUAAAGAAAAUUCUUGGGGCGGGGAAGGGGGUAGGCAGCAGGAGGAAUUAAACAAAAAAACACAAAAAAACUUUGUAUAUGACUUUUAAAACAAGAGGACAACACAGUAUUUUUCAAAAUUGUAUAUAGCGCAUAUGCAUGGACAAAGCAAGCGUGGCACGUGUUUGCAUAAUGUUUAAUUACAAAAAAUAUUUAUUCUUUAAAAAUCUUCAAGAUUAUGUCUAUUUGCUGUGCAUUUUCUUUCAGUUUGCUUUAUCUUUCCAGGGUUGAGGGUUGGGAUAAAGGUGUGUUGGUUUAGCACCUCUGGAAGACCUAAUGAGCUCUUUGAUUUCCCUUUCCUGAGAUUGCUUUGCCCUUUCUCGUUUGGUAUGCCCAUUGCUGGCCAGGGGCCUCAUGCCUUGAAUUCCAGCUCUUGAUCAGGGACAGGGAAGUCAAGCUCUGACUAAAUGCCAUGGCCUGAUAAGGGCUGCAACAGGGAGGUUUUUGCUGUAUUUCAAGAAUGACCCAGUCCCAGCCUCCUCCCCUUCCAUGGCCUCAUCCAUCUACCUAAGCCUUUGUGCGCCCCUGUCAUGCACACACCUGAAGGCUUCCUAUGCUCCCUAUCACAUCCAGAGGAAACAUUUCAACUUUUCCCCCCCCUUAAUUGCUGCUUUGAGCCUUUUAAGAUUUUAGUUCUGGCUCUUCUCUCACCCCUUCUUUACAUUAGGGUGUCAAAUAGAAUGUUUUUGCUUUAAAUAUAAAUAUAAAUAAAUAGCCAUUCACUUAGUUUCAGAUUGUGAAUUUAAAACGGCAGAUACUGAAAUUGCUUGUGUGUGUUGCUGUGGGUUCAGUUUGAAGGAGAACACCCCUAGAACAUAAUAUUCCCAUCUAGUGCAUUUAAAUAGAAAUCAAUGAGUUUGCUUCUUUUCUAUUGUCAGCAGAUAGGAGAAUUAAUAAUGCAUUUUAGCUGUGAUGUCCAUUUUUAUGAAAUUUCUACUAAGAGCUAUGUUAAAAGUAAAGGAUGGUGGUGGUUUUAUUAACUAUAUACCUGUUUAGGCCAUUCUGGCUGUGGUAUUUUUCAACAGGUCAGCAUCCCUAAAUCUGUCAGUUUUCUACAGGAGUGCAGAGUGAAUUAGGCAACUAGAUCAAGAGGUCUUCAUAUUAAAUACCAGUUUUGGUGACCUCUUUGUCUUCCUUUAAAUGUCUUGCGCCUAGGGAGUGUUUACCAUUUGUGAGGCAGCUUUGUCUGCUCUUGCAUUGUACAUCUUAUUACUCCAUUGGGAAGUAGGUUCACUUUCCUCUGGCCUUUUGCCUAAGUUAGGCUUUGCUGAAUCAACCCUACUUUUCCUUUUAGAAAAAGGUUGUUACAUGAGAUGUACUUGCAACUGUUCUUUUCCCAUCAAAAAUCAGUGAAUGUUUGCUGAAUAUAUUAUGCUGCUUCCUUAAACCACUUGUCGCUUUAGGAUCAACUUUACCCGUACCUCUCAUCCUCCCCUCCCUUGCCACCUCAGGUGCAAAUCUGAACUCAGUGUCUGCUUCCAGUCUCUUCUCCUCCCCUCCGCCCCCAUCACUCAUUUGACUUUAUUUUAAAUGACUGCAUCAAUCUUAAAAUACAUUUAUUGAAACUAAGGAGACUUUUUUUUUUUUUAAUAGAAAGCUUGAAUGAGUUCCUUUCCCUGGUAACUUUGAAAAGCAGCCAGAGUUGCUAUCUAGAUAUAUGUGGCUUCCCUUAAAACGUUUUGUGUAUGUGUGGUGUUUUAAAAACUCUUACCAGUUAACUGCAGUAUCUAGGUUUCAGUGUCAUAAAUCCUCUUUACAUGCUCCCCUUGCAACAGGUAUCCAGAAACAGUGUGUGCACUUCAUAAUAUCAGCCCCUACCCAUGGAGGAACAGUGCUUUUUAGAGAUGCUUUUUAGUUUCAGUGUUGGCAUAUUACCUAAGGGUAUUGCAGUUGUGGGUGCAUUCCCUAAUUUGUAUGGAUCAAGGUGAACUGGCCUUUUCUGAACUUCCAAGCUUUUAACAGCUAUCUCCAUGUUUGACAGAAUUCCCUGAGUUCAUUGCUUUCAUUGUUAGUAGCUUCAGUGACCCCAGCUGAGAUAGGCAAGCCGUAUUGAAUGACAGCUUCCCUAUUUCUACCUAAGUCUUUUAGUCAGAGGGCUCUAUUCACGGUAAGCACCAGGGUCUCCUUGUCUUCUUGAGGGCAGUUAACAUUGUCUUUUGAAAGUGCAUGAUGCUUCAUUUGAACAAUUCAUUGAGCAGUAGAUGGACUUUAAAUGAUUUUCAAUAAAAUUUUGAUCCAAAGCUCAGGAUACACACAGUGGUAAAAUUGAGUAGCAUAUAAUAUCAUCAGACCCUAAAUUCUGUGUAAUUUGCAACCCAGAUUGUAUGUGUUUUAUGUGUGUUUAAAUAAAUAUAUUAAAUACACAUGUGUAUACAUACACACAUAUAUAACAGAUCCAAGACAACUGACUUGAUUUGAAAUGGUUGAAUCUGCAGUGUAAAAUGUGAUUCAGCCAUGAUUAGGAACUGAAAUUUAGUACAAGAGAGAAAAGGACUUGAUGUAACAAAAUCUUUUAGCUACAGAUCCCGGUAUAGAGCACUUGGGGGAAGGGAGGGGGCGGGUUGGUGAGACAAUCAGAUCGGUAAAUUGAUUAAAUGCUCCUAACCCUGUAAUUUUGUGCAUAGAGCACCCUGUGCUGUGGAAAUAACUGUUCUUAGAUUUUCAUUGUAACUGGACUGUUCAGGUUGCCCAGAGGGAAAGAACAUUCCUAAUUCUAAUAAAAUAAACUUUUAUUUUGUUAUUCCAUUAGUUACUUAUGUUUAUUUUUAUAGUUAAAAAAAAAAAAAGACAUAUUGGUGGCCCAAGUCACCUAUUUUAUGUGCCUUAUUCACUGUUCCUACUUAAUAUAAAAUGUUGAGAUUUGGUUCAGUUUCUUUGCAGGGAACUGUGAAUGAGACCAUCCCCAACAAUUACCUUGGUUAAUGAAGCCUUUAGAGCAUUUUCUGAAAGCUUUCCAAUUUUUGUCUUGAACAUUGAAUUUAAAUUGCUUUUUGUGUUGUAACAGUGAUAUUAGAUGCUCAGUAGAGUUUGUCAGUUUUGUAAGCAUGAAAUAUUUUAAAAGUCAUUGAAACUCCCUCACAUUGCUUCCAUUUAGUUCACUCUUAAAAGCUAGUAUCUCUUGUAGGGAUGGAGGGAGAGCUUUCUUAAAGAAGGUCCCCAUAAGUCGGAGAUCUCCAUCACUGAUCAAUUCUAGCCAAGUCCUAAUUUUAGGACAAUUUGAUUUGGUUUUAUUCAGAUCUAUACUUAAUGAGAGCUCAUGUAUCACUUUAUCUUCAAAGCACUUUAACUUCUAUUGCUGUCUACAGAGGUGUAGAAAUUGCUCUGUUUUACAAAAGAAAAUAAGGCUUGACAAAAUUUAAGUAACUUGCCCAGGAUUUCACAAUUUCUUCUGUCACUCAGUCAACAUUGUACUACCUCCUUGUUUAUUAGUUUGGUCUCAGUAUGACCUAGCAUUCAGUACCAGGAAAGGUGGUUCUUAACUAUGGCAUUGUGCUUUUAAACCGCAUAAAAGACCAUAUGAAUGCCUGUCACUGCUCCUGUUUGAGGAAUGUUAUGUACUCUUCCUGAUCUUUAAUUUGUUGAGGCAGAGUAUGCAACUAAUGUGGCUCUGUGUUUUGCCCAAUCAAAGGAAACCAGCCAUGAGGAAAAAAUAGCCCUUCCCACCUUUCUGAUUAGGACCAUCCUCAUGGGAAGACUCACAUGAGAUAGUUGAGAGUAAAUGGUUCAGCAUUUAUUUGGUUUGAUAUAAUGGCCAAGGGAUUUACAGUUAUUGGUCUGGUUAUUUGCUCAAAUGAAUUUUGGAUAGUCUGCUGGAACUUGUUACAGAAUUUGUUUUAUAACAACUGAAGAUGUACAAAACAGCUGAUAUCUAUUUGUUCUCAGCAUCUCUUAGAGCUGGAUGAUGUAUGGAGCUUUAAGAAGAUAAGUAGUGAGCAUUAUGGGGAAAUCUUGACUUCGGGAACAGGAAAAAGCAUGGAACUGUCAGGUUUUGUCAGGUUUCUUCGGCGAUAAAGCUGGUGUAUUUCUGGUUCUUUUUAAGGAAUUUGCUUCUUAAUAACCCAAGAUGAAAUCACUAACUUGGAAAUGCUCAACUGGAAAUAAAUAGUGGCUAUUAUAGGAGUAAACAGACAACUUCUGAGUUUUAAUUUUUUGCUUUUUGUGGAAUUAAAUAAAUCUUUAAGGCAACUGUUGGUCUUUCUCUAGGCAGUGGCAGGGUGGGAAAAAUACUAUGAGAUUCAUUUGAAAGGGAGUUUUUAGACUAUGAUUAAACCAUAGAUAUGCUUGUUUAGGUAGGGCCAUUUUCAGAGUAGGAGCCAAUUAGUAUAAAUCAAUCACACAUUGAUAUGUAGCAGCUCUGAAAAUGUCAAAAGCACAACUUUAUUACAGUAAAAAUCAAGGGGUCCCAAGGAACUCGUAUCUGCAAGAGCCAGGUGAAUAUUUUAAUAAAAGAUUACAGUGGGUUAAGUGGGCUCUGAGGGGAGCAUGUGAAAUACACAUGUGAAUUCUCAAUUUUGAGAUGUUGGUAAUUUACAAUAUUCUUAAGUAUAGGUCAAAGAAAAAUUACACUUGGGCCAUAUUUCUCAGUUUGUGUUAAUCUUGGGUUGCAACUUGAUGCCACUGACCAUCUGACAUACUGGAAUCACCAAGUAGCUUCAGAAGAACAAAACCUAAUGCCUAGGUCCCACCCCAGAGAUUAUGAUUUAAUUGGGGGUUGCAUCAUGGGUGUCAGUUUUUAAAGUCCUAUUCCCACCCCAUCCCUGCUGAUUGUACAACACAGUUUGAGACCUGCAGACAAGGUGGGGACAGUUGGUCUAGACAUUUGUGUGGUUGCAAGAGAGGAGUAUAGGUGAGCACUCUAGGUCAUAAGGGACAAUGGAUUUGUGGCAAAUUCACAAGCUCAGGAAAGGGCUAUACUGGAGGCCAUGGCUGAGUGGGGUUUUGUGGAUUGCUGCCUUUUAAGAGUCUAGUGUGAAGAGCCCAGUUUUUGUUUUUUGUCAGUUUUCUGGUAUUUGGUCUGCCUUGGAAAAAAUAAUUCAUUUCACAAAACCAAAAGAACUGUAGAACUGAUGAGCAGAGUAAAAUGUUCAUAUCAAUUGGCAGUAUAUUUAUUCUCUUCUCAAGGGGGAGAAAUCUAUCUGGGAAGUAGAUUAGCGUAGGGUUUGAGCAAAGGUAGUGGAGUGGUUCUAAGCAAAGCUGUCAUUAAGCUAUUUGUGUCAGGUCAAUGUACAAUUCCACUUAACCACUGAGAGUUCAAUUCAGAGCCCUUAGACUCUCAAGCUUCUCACUGUUGAUGUCAUUCUUGGGUGUUAAAACAGUGGAUUUUCCUGUUUCUUAGUCCCAGUGUAGUAUUGUGGGAAAACAUACCAAUAUUUCUCAGCCAUAGUUUUCUGUGGGCUUUUCUUUUGUAAAAUGGGGAUACAAAUAGGAGCUAUAACUUGUUGAAUGCUUCUUGCCGGAUGCCUUAUGUUAUCUGUAUCUUAUAAGCAGCCCUAAAACAGAGUAGGCAUUCCUAUCUUAUAAAUGAGAAAACAGGUUCAUACAUAAUUAACCCCAAAAUUAGAGAGUUUAUGGCAGGGUCAUGCUUGUCUAAUUCCAUGUGUUCAUUCUAUCAUGUUCUUUUGUCUAUUGUACAGGGAUAUUAUGAGGAUCAAAGAAAAUUAGUUGGAAAACAAAGCCUAGUUAUAAAUAAUAAGGAUACUAGUACUAAUUUAGGAAAAAAAAAAAAAUCAGCUAUCUCCUAGAUACCCAAAGGCAGGAUGAGAUUGGAUGCAGGAACUAAACUGGCAUUGUUUAUCCUCUGUACCUCCACGUCAUUUGAACAGCUCCUGCUUUUCCAGGCAGUUCCCCUGUAACCCCAGGUGUUACAUAUUAACUGUGCCAGACACAUGAAACAGAACCAAACAACCAUGGAACAGGAUCAUUGGUACAAAUGUGGCUCUUGAGAGCUUACCCCUGUGGAUUAGGAGGCAGAUCUUGGGAGAUGAUGGGUUGCUAGCUGCACAUCACAAAAGGCAUCUUCAACACAACCAAAAUGCCCUGAAUUUUUUCUUUUGCAAAUAAAUGUAAGGAAUUAGUAUAUAAUAGACCAUUAUGGCUAACUUUUUUAGUGUUUACUAAUUGCUUCAGGUCCAUCUUUUUAAACUCACAAGCCUGGCUGACUCAGUUCGUAGAGCAUGUGACUCUUGGUCUGAGGGUCAUGAUUGCAAGCCCCAUGCUAGGUGUAGAAAGUACUUUAAAAAUAAAAUACAACCCUAUGAAAUAGUUACCAUCCCCAUUUUUAAAAUAAGAAAACAGAAGCUCAAAAAAGGCAGGGAACUUUCCUAAAGUAAUCCUUUUGUAUAUGGCAGAAAGAAAAUUCUAACCUAGGAUCCUUCAGUCAACACCCACGGUGUCAAGCACUGUUCCAGGCACUGGAGGCCCAGCAGUGAACAAAGGGUCUGCUGGUUGGUCCUAAACUCUUAAUCCUGAUUCUACAUAAAGACUCGAUGGAUUGCCGACCAUCACCAAGAUGGUGGCAGAGCUGGAAGCAUAUUUUGACCACUACACUGUAAUUUCAUCACACUAGUCGCUUCUGAGCCUUGCCAAAAGUACCUGCUAAAAUUACAUAGACUGGUUAAGGGAUUUCAAGUCUUAGAUUGCCCUGGAGACUCAAUGACCAGUUGCUAUUUUGGGCUAUUAUCUAUUCAAAACAUGUUUAUUUUGUUAUUAACCUCAUACUCUGAGAAGGACCCAAAGUAUGCCUUUUCUCCCUCACUUUUGAGAGCCAACCUAGUGUUUUAUUGAGAGUUGCAAAGCAAGCACCAUAUUUUCAAACCCUCUUCGGAAGGCCAAUGUUAUCUAUUCUGAGCUGAUGAUUUGGUUUCCUGUGCACAAAGUAACAUUUCUUGGCUUGGGGUCUUAUUUGACACCUGUGUAACAGCAAUAUUUGCUUUUCAAGCUGCCUGCUUUUUGCAAUGGAGUAUUUAAGUUUCUUUCAGGGUAGGAAUUCUGAAGAUGAUCAUAGGAAUAUAAAACUAAUUCUGUAUAGUAGACAGUUAAUUCUCCAGAGAGCUCUGUAGGCUGAAAACUUGCUUUGUAGAUUUUAGAUUGCCUUCUGAUAGCUGAAGUUGGUUUCUGUAUGUAUAAUAAUAAAGCUGUUUUCUGGAAGCCACUUCAGUGCACGUUAAAUGGCUAUUUCUUAGAAUUGUGAAUCUAGGGAUCGUGCAGUGAGGAGUUGGCUCUCUGGAAUCAAUAGGCCAUGGUAGGAUUCCUGAGGAGUGAGCGAACACACAGGGUAGGGUUUCAUCCUAAAUUACCUGAGGGAACCAACCUAAAAACACCACCUAUUGAAUUUCCCAGCUUGUCCUUGCAAGGGAGACUCCUAUGUGUACUCUCCUUCUACAGAUCACAUCAUUUGUUCAGAGGGAGUCCAGCAUAAAAUGAUGGCAUACAUGGAGCACUUUUUGUGGGCCUACUGGGGCAGUGGACAUUCUGAUGGAAUGCUCUAAAAUUGUAAGCUCUUGCACAUGCUCUCAAGUCAUUUAAAACCUGUUUGCUAGUCUUACUGGUAUGAACAAAGUUGUUUGCUCAUUAAUAAAUU
Molecule: messenger RNA, 9800 nt
Organism: Prionailurus viverrinus (fishing cat)
Lineage: Eukaryota; Metazoa; Chordata; Mammalia; Carnivora; Felidae
Gene: ARIH1
Product: ariadne RBR E3 ubiquitin protein ligase 1
Exons: 14
Coding region: 1-1668 (555 amino acids)
Biological process (GO): positive regulation of proteasomal ubiquitin-dependent protein catabolic process; protein polyubiquitination; ubiquitin-dependent protein catabolic process
Cellular component (GO): nucleus; cytoplasm; ubiquitin ligase complex
Molecular function (GO): ubiquitin protein ligase activity; ubiquitin conjugating enzyme binding; zinc ion binding
Source: RefSeq, a predicted model, not a curated record